This is a messenger RNA of Arachis duranensis, 534 nucleotides long. RefSeq lists its product as uncharacterized. Lineage: Eukaryota; Viridiplantae; Streptophyta; Magnoliopsida; Fabales; Fabaceae. Bases 1 to 534 code for a protein of 177 amino acids. The record is from RefSeq and is a predicted model, not a curated record. The transcript has a single exon.
AUGGCUGUGUGGCAAGGAAACAUGCUUACCUCCCAUGUCGCAGCAGAUAGUGUUUCACCAGAUUCACUCUCUUUUAGCGGCCUUGUUUCUAUCCAAGGGCAAUCAAUGCUCCCUUCUCCUAACCAUGCCAAAUACUACCAGGAAAGCAAGCAAAACCCAGAAUUUGAAUUUAGCAGCACUAAACCAGACUUAAAUUCCACAGUCGAUGCAAUCAAGAUCAUACCUGCUGAUCUUCUUAUUUCCAAUGGUCAACUUCAACCACAAGCAUUUUCAAGUCAGUCUUUGAUCAGAAAUCAAUCUAGUUCUUUAGGCUCAUUACUAGCAACUCAUAGCAGUAGUAAGAUGUCAAGUGGGAAAACAGGCAGCGUAAUGAAACAUCAGGAACAACAUAGCAAAGCAAGCAGACAUAAAACCAACGAAAGCACCACAAGGAGAAGAUUUGGCCAAAAAAUGAAGUGCUUUCUUUCACCAUGCCGAGACUCGCAAGCCAUUAAGCCAACUGUUGCUAAAGCACAAUCCAUUCCAGAAAUUUGA